Messenger RNA from Physeter macrocephalus (sperm whale), 2481 nucleotides. RefSeq names its product carbohydrate sulfotransferase 3 (gene CHST3). Gene Ontology annotation, molecular function: chondroitin 6-sulfotransferase activity; N-acetylglucosamine 6-O-sulfotransferase activity. The record is from RefSeq and is a predicted model, not a curated record. The transcript is spliced from 3 exons. The coding region runs from base 627 to 2078 and encodes 483 amino acids. Gene Ontology annotation, cellular component: Golgi membrane; trans-Golgi network. Lineage: Eukaryota; Metazoa; Chordata; Mammalia; Artiodactyla; Physeteridae. Gene Ontology annotation, biological process: N-acetylglucosamine metabolic process; carbohydrate metabolic process.
GAGAGGCGGGCGGAGGCGCAGCGCUGGGAACAAAGGCCCACGGAGGGGUCCUGGAGAGCGCAGCUCCCCGUGGGCUGGGGCGACGGCGGCCCGCUCCCCCUCAGCUCCUCCCUCUCCUUCCCUGCUUCCACCCGGAGGCCCGUCGCGCAGCCCGAGCUGCGCCAACUUCGCCAGCGGUUCCCAAGUUGCCAGGGGCGCAGGGGUGGGAGCUGGGUGGGGUGAGGGAGAAAAGGAGGAGGAGGAGGGCUCCCCGAGCGCCUUGGACGCAGUUCAGGAAUCCGCCGCCACUGCCGGCCGCUCGCGGACUCGGGCCGAACGGGGAAGGCGCCAGGCAGGACCGCUCGCUCGCUGCGCAGGACGGCGCCCUCCUGGCGCCGCUUCCCGCCCACCGUGCGAACCGGCGGGGCCGAGCCUCCUUCCCUCCCCGCCGCCGUCCCCGGCCGGAGCCGCUUCUGCCUGGUCCUGCCGAGAGGAGGGCAAAGUUGCGGGCGGAUGCUGCCCGCGCCGGACCCCUGCCUCGGAAAGUCGGAUCCGCCCCCGCUGGAGGAGGCUCGGUGGCGGGGACCAGGUGUCCCCCACCUGAACGACGAGCCAGGUCCUGAGUGAUGUCCCCAAGCUGAGUGCCCAUGGUCCUACCCUUCCCCAUGGAGAAAGGACUCACUCUGCCCCAGGACUGCCGACACUUUCUGCACAGCCUGAGAAUGAGGAGCAAAUAUGCCCUUUUCCUGGCUUUUGUGGUGGUGGUUUUUGUCUUCAUUGAAAAGGAAAAUAAAAUCAUAUCAAGGGUCUCGGACAAACUGAAGCAGAUCCCCCAAUCCCUGGUAGAUGCCAAUAGCACCGACCCAGCCCUAGUCUUGGCCGAGAACGCAUCCCUCCUGUCCCUGAGUGAGCUGGAUUCGGCCUUCACGAAGCUGCAGAGCCGCCUGCGAAACCUCAGUCUGCAGCUGGGCGUGGCGCCGGCAGAGGAGGCUGAGGAGGAGACCGCAGAGUGGGAGCCGGAGCAGCCGCAAGAGCCCCGCCCACCCGCCGAGGCCCCGCCCCGGCGCCACUUGCUCCUCAUGGCCACCACCCGCACGGGCUCCUCGUUUGUAGGCGAGUUCUUCAAUCAGCAGGGCAACAUCUUCUACCUCUUCGAGCCGCUGUGGCACAUCGAGCGCACGGUGUCCUUCGAGCAGGGCGGCGCCAACGCCGCGGGCUCGGCCCUGGUAUACCGCGACGUCCUCAAGCAGCUCUUCCUGUGCGACCUGUACCUCCUGGAGCAUUUCAUCAUCCCGGCACCCGAGGACCACCUGACCCAGUUCGUGUUCCGCCGGGGCUCCAGCCGCUCCCUCUGCGAGGACCCCGUCUGCACGCCCCUCGUCAAGAAGGUCUUCGAGAAGUACCCCUGCAAGAACCGCCGCUGCGGCCUCCUCAACAUGACGCUGGCCGCCGAGGCCUGCCGCAGCAAGGAGCACAUGGCAAUCAAGGCCGUCCGCAUACGGCAGCUGGAGUUCCUGCAGCCGCUGGCCGAGGACCCCCGCCUGGACCUCCGCGUCAUCCAGCUGGUGCGCGACCCCCGCGCUGUGCUAGCCUCCCGCAUGGUGGCCUUCGCCGACAAGUACGAGACCUGGAAGAAGUGGGUGGCCAAGGGACAGGACCAGCUGAGGGAGGAGGAGGUGCAGCGGCUGAAGGGCAACUGUGAGAGCAUCCGCCUGUCCGCUGAGCUGGGCCUGAGGCAGCCGGCCUGGCUGCGGGGCCGCUACAUGCUGGUGCGCUACGAGGACGUGGCCCUCAGGCCGCUGCAGAAGGCCCAGGAGAUGUACCGCUUUGCAGGCAUUCCCCUGACCCCGCAGGUGGAGGACUGGAUCCAGAAGAACACGCAGGCGGCGCACGACGGCAUCUACUCCACGCAGAAGAACUCCUCGGAGCAGUUUGAGAAGUGGCGCUUCAGCAUGCCUUUCAAGCUAGCGCAGGUGGUACAGGCUGCCUGCGGCCCCGCCAUGCGCCUCUUCGGCUACAAGCCUGUGCAGGACGCCGCCUCACUCUCCAACCGCUCCGUCAGCCUGCUGGAGGAGCGCGGCACCUUCUGGGUCACGUAGGGGACCCGGCGCGUCGAGCACCCCUCCUGGUGAAAGUCCCGCCUUGCCUGCCUCACCCAGGCCAGCUGGGAGACUACAGCGCCGCCGCAGGGGUGGGCAAGAAGACGUGCAGGGCGUAGGUGGCGCCUGCGCUGUAGAAGUAGGCCCCCUGCCCGCUCGAUUCCCCGCCCUAGCUGUGGGCCUGGAGCUUCCUGCUGAGAACAGGACAGUGGCCGGUCCUUUUGAGGGCUGUCAAACCCAGACCUAAGGGGCUGCGGUCUCCUGAGCAGGCCCAGGCAGGCCCGAGCCUACUGACAAGCCUUUCUCUCCUCUCUGUCUCUCUCUCUCUCUGUCUCUGUCUCUCUCUCUCUCUCUCUCUCUCUCUCUCUCUCUCUCACACACACACACACACACAGACACACAG